AUGGCACCGGGAGUAGAUUGGGGAGCAGGGUCGAUAGUCUGCUUUGGCGGGCUUCGGCGUGACUCGGAACUACUUGUCGCUAUGGUCUGCAAGGGAAUUUUCUCUAUCGAUAUCCGGGAUGCUCAGAAAGCUAGGGGCGCUCAGGGUUAUCAGUGGCCGGGUUUUCGUAGGUCUUAUGUCGAGGCUAUUGAAGCGCACGUCGUACAGCUGGAGAUCGAGCAGACGGUUUUCGCCUUUGCUGGAGCAGGUAUAAGAGGGCAAGGAACAGAGAUAGUUCCGACUGACAGAGCGAAUGAGUUGAACUUCUUCUCAGGGCGAUGGGAUGGCGCACGGAGAAGAGGAUCAAUCGACUGCACUCGCUGUCGUCUUCUGGCACACUCUUUGAAGAAAUGCAACGGUAUAAGGGGGAAAGAGUUGUGGGGAGGGGGUGGGAAAGAACCAAGGUUUGGGGAUGAGGAGAGGGAAGCUGAGGUCUAUAUACGCAUCCAGCUUCGGACUGAAAGCUAA
Aspergillus niger is the source of this 507-nucleotide messenger RNA. RefSeq lists its product as hypothetical. The record is from RefSeq and is a predicted model, not a curated record. The coding region runs from base 1 to 507 and encodes 168 amino acids. NCBI's taxonomy places the organism in Eukaryota, Fungi, Ascomycota, Eurotiomycetes, Eurotiales, Aspergillaceae. The transcript is spliced from 4 exons.